ACGGAGGAGGCGGAGGAGGAGGGGCUGGAGGGUUUGGUUGAGCUGCAGCUGUUUGUCUGUUCGACACAGGCUUGGGCCCGACGGGGGAGACGGAGCCUCAGGACUGUUGAGGCCUGGAAGUCCCCUCCCCUUCCCCCUUCCCCCCUUUGCCGCCUUGUGGCACCCCCUUCCCUCCUCUACCCUUUCCCAGUCAUUAUCUGGCCAUGACGAGCAGAAGCACGGCCCGGCCCAAUGGGCAACCCCAGGCCAGCAAGAUAUGCCAGUUCAAAUUGGUCUUGCUGGGAGAAUCUGCAGUGGGAAAGUCUAGCUUGGUAUUACGUUUUGUCAAAGGUCAGUUCCACGAAUACCAGGAGAGUACCAUUGGAGCGGCCUUCCUUACCCAGUCCGUUUGUCUAGACGAUACGACAGUCAAGUUUGAGAUCUGGGACACAGCUGGGCAGGAACGAUACCACAGUUUAGCCCCCAUGUACUACAGGGGUGCCCAGGCUGCAAUUGUGGUUUAUGAUAUUACUAAUCAGGAAACCUUUGCGCGAGCGAAGACAUGGGUGAAAGAACUGCAGCGGCAAGCCAGUCCCAGCAUUGUCAUUGCCCUGGCCGGGAACAAAGCUGACCUGGCCAACAAGCGCAUGGUGGAAUAUGAGGAGGCCCAAGCAUAUGCAGAUGACAACAGCUUAUUGUUUAUGGAGACUUCAGCCAAGACAGCCAUGAACGUGAAUGAUCUCUUUCUGGCAAUAGCUAAGAAGUUGCCAAAGAGUGAACCCCAGAAUCUGGGGGGUGCAGCAGGCCGAAGCCGAGGUGUGGAUCUCCAUGAGCAGUCCCAGCAGAACAAGAGCCAGUGUUGUAGCAACUGAGGGGAUGGCUAGCAGCAAACAAGUAUGGAGCUAGCACGAGAGCUAAGACAUAACCUCCAUCCCCACCCCUCAGCACACAGCCCCUACGGUAACAGCACACUGAGCCCUGGCUCCCAAGGGCUGCCUCCUGCCAGCUCCGUCAUGGCACUUUUUAACGCUUCAGCAACCAACACCAGGCAGCUGUUGCCACUGGCCUCCUACCCUCCUCGGGGCCUUGGGGGUCGAAUUUCCCCAGGACUUACCUUCCAAAACAAACUUUCUUCACUUUGUAUUAUAGGUGCAAGACAGUGACCUACUUAUCUGUCCUCUUCCUCCCCUGUGUUCUUCCCCAUUUUUUCAGAAAACAUUUUUGUCUCCUGCCCCUCCUCCUUUCUGCUUUUGGUCCAUCCUUGUUCAUGAUCCUCUUUUCCUCCCCUCCUAGGAUGGAGAAGGUGGUGAACCCAGAAACUGAGAAGGGAGGUUACUAGUUUAGUAGAUUAUGGGUCCUGGGGAAAAAUAAGGCUCAGAAGGAGGAGGGAAAGUUCCUCUUUGUUUUCAUUUGGUUGGAGUUUCUCAUAUUUGAAAACACUGCAGUAUCCGUGAGUUGGCCUUGUGGAGGGUUUUCCUAGGGAGAGGUGAGAAUUGGGAGGCAAGCUCUCAGGAACUGUGUGGGAGUCAUGUUAGCUGGCUGAACAGAGGCAGAGGUGCAGGCUCAUCUGUGGCUCUGGAACUCUUGCAAAGCCCAGUUUUCCUCACCCAUCCUCUUAGGUAGCUUCUCCCCUAGAGUGGGGAUUGGAGCCUGGAGUCCUCCAAAGAAUCUUCACUGGUUGCCUGCACCUUUGGCUUUGCUGUGAUCUAAUUGGAGGAGGGGCCGGUUUCUGAUACCCAUCCUCUGAUUAUACAUAUGCAUUCCCCUCAUCCCUGGCCUUUAGGGGGCCUCAGCCCCACCCUCCAUAUCCCCCUGCAGUUUGCACUUUAAUUGAUGGUAGUUCAGUCAGGAUACUUGUUUUAUGGGGGUCCUGAUUGAUUUACCUGCCCUCUCACCUUUUUAAUUAAGUAGAAUCUGAGGUAUAAAAUUGGGGAUGGAGGCUACAGAGAACAGCUCCAGUGGCAGCUACUCAAGCACAGACUCCACUGCUAGCUUCCUUCUCCAAGUCUAAUUCUUAACCUUUUUCUUGCCAACCUCACUCUUACAUAUAGGUUUGCCUUUCUGGAGAAUUAACUGAGCAACAGAGGUGUGGCCUUUAUAGCAUAGGCCAAGGUAGGGGAGUAAAGAGAAAUCAGACAAAAGAGAGUUUUCUGGCCCCAGGGUUCACAUUCAAUUGCUGUUCAUUACCAUACUUUUUUACUUCCCUGUAAAUAGGUAUAAUCUUUAUUCUCACUGUACAGCCUGUUCUACCCCCUACCUCCCAUCGGGCACUAUUUCUUUUCUCCCUUGUUAGUAUCUUGACUGUAGUUCUUCCAUCUUUAUCCCCAUACCUAUAUCCUCCCAUGCAACCAGCGUAUCAACUAGAAGCUAGUACCAAGCGGCCUGACUUUGGCUCCCUCACAUCAUAUCACCUGUUGCUGUAACAGAAAGUGACUGGCACUGAGGGUCCUUCACAACUGACUCAUGUCAUCGGAGGACCGUGGUCCUUCUAAAAUCUCUAGCUCUCUUCACAUCUCUUAUCAGGUGUUUUAGGAUGUCUGUGGGAAACCAUCAAGGCAAGAGAGAAGUCUAAAUUCCUUCUUGUUCCAGCCCAGAGUUUUGAGGAAGACAAACAGGAAAGGUCACAGUAAUGUAGGAUUGGAACCUUUCUGCUCUUUGGCUUGCAGGCUCCUGUCCCAGAGGAGCUGAGAAAUCCAUAUGAGACUGGGAUUGUAAAGGACCCAGCUUAGGUUCUUCCACUUGGGCCACAAUUCCCUUCCUUUUCCAGGGGCAGCCUUAGUUCCCAUGGCCCUGAAACAACACACAUUUUCCCUUCUUUUCCCAGAACCCACUAUCCCUCCCCCAAAGCACCCGGUGCAUCCUUCUUACAAGUGGAAGAA
Molecule: messenger RNA, 2858 nt
Organism: Fukomys damarensis (Damara mole-rat)
Lineage: Eukaryota; Metazoa; Chordata; Mammalia; Rodentia; Bathyergidae
Gene: Rab5b
Product: RAB5B, member RAS oncogene family
Exons: 6
Coding region: 204-851 (215 amino acids)
Molecular function (GO): GTPase activity; GTP binding
Source: RefSeq, a predicted model, not a curated record